AUUUGGAGGAACGCUUUACUUCCUGUUUUGCUCCGAUGAAGCAACGUGGGUCCGCUGGAGUAUACUUGUGUUUAGUUAUGUGUGACAGUAGUAAUCAAAACCUUUAACAAUGCAGAUUUCCAGUAUAAAUGACGUGAAGAUUUAUAAUUUAAGCCACGGAAAAUCUCUUCCUGAGUGGUUGUCAGAUAGAAAAAAAAGGCAACUUCAAAAGAAAGAUGUUGACAUUCAACGCAGGAUCGAACUCAUUCAGGAUUUUGAAAUGCCCACAGUGUGUACUUCUAUUAAAGUAUCAAAGGAUGGGCAGUACAUUUUGGCUGCAGGGACAUACAAACCCAGGAUACGCUGUUAUGAUACAUAUCAGUUGUCUCUAAAGUUUGAGCGAUGUCUAGAUUCAGAAGUUGUGGCUUUUGACAUCUUAUCCGAUGACUACUCUAAGUUAGUGUUCCUCCACUGUGACCGAUAUGUCGAAUUCCACUCCCAACACGGACACUACUACAAGACGCGGAUUCCAAAGUUUGGGAGAGACUUUUCAUACCAUUAUCCAUCAUGUGAUCUUUAUUUUGUGGGCUCAGGAUCUGAGGUGUACAGGCUAAAUCUGGAGCAAGGGCGCUUUCUGAACUCUCUUCAGACAGAUGCUGUCGAGCACAAUGUCUGUGAUAUCAACCCUGUUCAUCAAUUAUUCGCCACUGGAACAUCUGAAGGUAGGGUGGAGUGCUGGGAUCCCCGUGUGAGAAAUCGUGUGGGUCUAUUGGACUGUGCCCUUAGCAGUGUCACCGAGGGAACAGAAGUUCAAGUUUUGCCUUCAAUUAGUGCACUGAAGUUCAAUGGGUCUCUUACCAUGGCAGUUGGCACCACCACUGGACAGGUUCUACUGUAUGACCUGCGCUCUAGUCAGCCACUGCUGGUUAAAGACCACUUCUACAAUCUUCCAAUUAAAUCUCUUAACUUCCAUGAUCCACUUGAUCUGGUGGUCUCUGCUGAUGCCAAGAUAAUAAAAAUGUGGAAUAAAGACUCGGGAAAAGUGUUCUCCUCUAUUCAACCUCAGACCAACAUCAAUGAUGUUUGCAUGUAUCCAAAGUCUGGAAUGCUCUUCACUGCUAAUGAAGAUCCUAAAAUGAAUACAUUCUACAUCCCUGCUCUGGGCCCAGCGCCACGAUGGUGCUCGUUCCUCGACAACCUCACUGAGGAGCUUGAGGAAAGUCCGGAGAGCACGGUUUAUGAUGACUACAAGUUUGUCACCCGCAAGGAUCUGGAAUACUUAGGGUUGUCUCAUCUUGUGGGAUCCUCUUUGCUCAGAGCCUACAUGCAUGGCUUUUUCAUGGACAUCAGGCUUUAUCACAAGGUUAAAAGCAUGGCAAAUCCAUUUGCGUAUGAGGAGUACCGUAAAGAUAAGAUCCGUCAGAAGAUUGAAGAGUCCAGGACCCAGAGAGUGCAAUUAACAAAAUUGCCCAAGGUGAACAAGGAGCUGGCACUGAAGCUAAUGGAAGAGGGUGAUGACGAGGCUGAGCUGGUUUCUAGGAAAAAGAAAGGAAAGGCUGUUCCUAGUAUUUUGGGUGAUGAUCGUUUUAAGGUGAUGUUUGAGAACCCAGACUAUCAGGUGGAUGAGCAGAGCGAGGAGUUUCGCCUUCUCAACCCCAUCGUGUCUAAAGUUGGCCAGAAGAGGAAGAAGAAACUGAGGGUGCUUUCACAACAGGCUGCAGCUGCUCAACAGGAGGCUGAGGAGGAGGAAGAGCCUGAAGGCCGUGCCAGUUCAGAGGAGGAAAGCUCAGAUGAUGAUAAGAGCUGGGUGGAGGAGGUGAGGGAGCAGAGACGUCUUCUGCGACAGGAGGACCGUGAGCGCCGGAUACAAGCGAGGAAAGAAGCCGACCGCAACACUGUCCUUCUGAACCGAGAGCAGAAUGGAACAUCCAAACCCAACAUGCCCACGGGGAAGAAGUCGAGCCAACCUCAGUUCUAUCAGAUUAAAGCUGGAGAGGAGUUCCGCAGUUUUAAUGAUAUGGCCCGCAAGCAGAAACUCCAAAAGGCAUCUCUGGAGGAGCGCCUGAAGCUGGAGGAAAAUUCUGGAAUAAGUAACAUGGCUGACACAGCAGUGGGAAGCAAACAGCUCACCUUUACUCUUAAAAAGUCGGAGCAACAGAAGAAGCAACAGCAGGCAGAGAGAGACCACCACGCAGAAAGAAAGAAACUGAGGCGGUCAGCCGGGCACCUGAGCAGCGCCAGAGGGAGGGGCCGUGGUAGAGGGAGGGGCCGAGGUCGAUUCUGAGGUGUCCCGUUAAAAACCUUCUAUCCCCAAAUUUGAUCUUUCACUCACAGAGAUGCCUUACAAGUGAAGAGUGUGGGAGACUCUGCACCAGGCAAAACUGACUGUAACAAAUGGACACGUUUGUGGGUGGGCUCUGCAAACAGUGGAGUGCCAUGUGCUUUAUGUGCAUGGAUUAAAAUUUUAAAUUUCACUUUCAAAGAUGGAGAAAUUUAUUGUGACUUUGAGAAGGUAAUUUAAGACGUUUAUUGGGUUAUGCAAGUGCUCUGAAAAUGUCUUUCUAAUAAUGUUGAUAUAUUUUUUGUGUGACUAUUGUGAUUUAAGUGGAUUAAUAUGUACUGUAUUAUAUUUGGUACAAAACAAACUUGACUUUUUCAUAGCAUCUAAAAAUACAACAAUGUAUUAUUAUUAUUAAUUAUUAGGUUUGUGCUCUUAAACACUAAAGGGCCCUCCUAUAUGCCAACAUUACCUUAUAGCAUCUAUACCAGACAGGCAUUACUUUCUCCCGGGCUUAGGAGUAGUUACAUCAGAAGUGUGUAAAGGGGUGGAGAAAAUUGAGUCCCCCCCAGCCAACUGCCGCAGUUCUUGGAAAUACCAGAACUUCUUGGGUGUCCUCCCCAUCCCCCUCUGCCCGCUCUCCCUGCAGCCGGAGUGUCGAUUCAGCAUUCGGCUUCUUUUUAAAAAGUGAAGGAGGAGUGUGGCAUCAGUGGCUUGUUUGAACUCACUUUGAUGUUGAAAUGCACUUGAGCUUCUUUAGUUUCAAGGCGGGAAAAGAUUCAAACUUGAUCCAAGAUCCAAAUUUUGUCCUAACAUAUAUCCCAUUUAUAGUUCCAAGUGUAUGCUUAAAAUGUAUACGAAAUGCAAACUAAAUUAGAACUUGGACACUGUUGUGUGAUAGUUACAAUAUUAGGAAAAUAAAACAAAAUAAAUACCUAACCUUAAACUACCUGUAGAAACAACGGCCAUCAGACCAUAAUCACCAUUUCUAACCAAUAACACAAUAACAAAAACAAUAGUUCCAAGUAAAUAUGGGUAAGUAAGUAGUACUAAAACUGCCAUUAGUACUGGGCUGCCUAAUCGCUGAACCUGUUGGUGGCAAGACAUCCAGAUUUUACAUGGCAAUGAGCUGCUAGCAGGAAGCUAUGUGAGUAGAGUUCAUGUUUGUUAUGUUCAUUGAAUGCAUCCAGGCUAAACUGAGGGUUGUGGGUCAGUCAGGGCUCUACACUUUAAUCCACUUAAACCCUUAGGAGGUCUGUGUUUAUGUCUCACAGGUGUUAACCACACGGUCAGAAUAUUGGCUAAGUUUGAAAGUAAUUUUCAGUACAGUAAAUGGGUCAGGGGCUAAAAGUUGGUCAGGGAAGAAGUUCCUCAGAAUUUUUCAGUUGGGUUCAGUUGACUUAAUUUGUACCCAUGGGCGGAUUUGUUUGGCAGCACUUUUCAUCUUUGCCAUCAAUACACACUUGGGACAAUAACAUGACCGACACACAUAAUGAAGCAUUCAAAACAGCAACAUUUGCUCAUAAGUAUAUCAGCUGAUAGAACAAAGCUGUUAUGUUGAAAUAAGUAGUUUAAAUUUUAAAGACAAACUGCUGUUCUCAGAUGUUCAGCAAACAGUUCAGACAGUAUUCAUAGAUGUGGAAAGGUACUAAGGGACUUUAUUUGUACAGAUACAGUAGGUUUUUUAAAGUUUUUUAAGUUUUCAGUCCUCUGAAAUGUCAUGUAUGCUCUGUAUUUUCUAGGUCUUGGAUAUACUAUUAAACAUUUCACUAUACACCUUUACUUCUCCCCAAAUCCUCAAUGGGACUGAAUGAGUCUUUGGUAUAGGCCCUUCUUUUUCAAACAGGAUCAAAGCUGUAGUGAAAAGUGCUGAUGCUGCUUGUUACUUCGGGCCAAUCCCUCGAGCCACAAAAGAUGUUCCAGUGAAAAUGUCGGUACACGGUUUUUUCAGUCUUCACACUGCCCAGUGAAAUGACCGGACAACUCAACCUUGAAAGAAGACCAGAAAUGAUGAGCCAGCACAGGACAG
This is a messenger RNA of Periophthalmus magnuspinnatus, 4286 nucleotides long. It is a transcript of the gene nol10, whose product is annotated as nucleolar protein 10. Gene Ontology annotation, molecular function: protein binding. Gene Ontology annotation, cellular component: nucleolus; 90S preribosome; nucleus. Lineage: Eukaryota; Metazoa; Chordata; Actinopteri; Gobiiformes; Gobiidae. Gene Ontology annotation, biological process: maturation of SSU-rRNA from tricistronic rRNA transcript (SSU-rRNA, 5.8S rRNA, LSU-rRNA). Bases 110 to 2263 code for a protein of 717 amino acids. The transcript has 21 exons. The record is from RefSeq and is a predicted model, not a curated record.